UUGUUUUCUUGUCACUUGGGAACAGUGAGUCAUUCCUUCUGAUAUGCUCAAAUGGUAACCCUUCCGAAGAAAUCAAAGAAGACCAAAAGGAAGGCCAAGAAGUUCAAGAAACGCAAACAGGUGAGUCUGGUCCCUGUUGUGCCCAGAACUAGUGAGAACGAUUGGUGGGACUCUUUCUGGCACAAGAAUUCUACUGCCCCAGGAUACUCUGUACCUGCUGAUGAAGCUGAAGGGUUUAAGUAUUUCUUUAGGGUGUCAAAGACUACUUUUGAAUACAUAUGUUCUCUUGUAAGGGAGGAUCUCAUAUCAAGGCCUCCAUCAGGGCUCAUCAACAUAGAGGGGAGGCUUCUUAGUGUUGAGAAGCAGGUUGCCAUUGCCCUUAGAAGGUUGGCAUCUGGUGAAUCUCAAGUCUCAGUUGGAGCUGCCUUUGGGGUUGGACAGUCAACAGUUUCUCAGGUGACUUGGAGAUUCAUCGAAGCACUGGAGGAACGCGCUAAACAUCAUCUCAAUUGGCCUGAUUUCAAUAGAAUGCAAGAAAUCAAGUUUGGUUUUGAAGCAUCCUAUAGGUUGCCUAAUUGCUGCGGAGCUAUUGAUGCAACACACAUCAUGAUGACCCUUCCAGCUGUCCAAACCUCGGAUGAUUGGUGUGAUCAUGAAAAAAAUUACAGCAUGUUGUUACAGGGAAUUGUCGAUCAUGAAACGAGAUUUAUUGAUAUUAUGACAGGUUUCCCUGGGGGCAUGACAUUUUCCAGAUUGUUGAAGUGUUCAGCAUUUUACAAACUCUCAGAGAAUGGGGAGCGUUUAAAUGGAAAUGCAAGAACUUUAGGUGGAGAUGUGAUAAGAGAAUAUGUAGUUGGUGGGUACAGCUAUCCUCUUCUUCCAUGGCUAAUGACUCCUUAUGAAACUAAUGGCAUAUCAGAUUCACAAUCCACUUUUAAUUACAAACAUGAGGCAGCAAGGCUACUUGCAGUAAGGGCAUUCUCACUGUUAAAGGGAAGUUGGAGAAUCCUGAGUAAGGUUAUGUGGAGACCUGAUAAGAGGAAAUUGCCCAGCAUUAUCUUGACAUGUUGUUUGCUUCAUAAUAUAAUCAUUGACUGCGGUGACUCCUUACAUCCAGAUGUUGCCUUGUCAUGUCAUCAUGAUUCAGGAUAUAAAGAACAGUAUUGCAAGCAAGUUGAUCCUUCAGGAAGGACCAUGCGUGAAAAUUUGGCUAAGCAUUUAAAUCAUGGAAUGCAAUAAGAUGUUCAUCGGAUCUAGAAUAUGAGCAUUCUGUUGUUGAACUUAGACAUGAGUUUUUUUUUUUUUUUCCUUCCCUUUUUUUGUCAGGGGUUGACUCCUUUUGUUGUUGUUGAACGUUAACUUUUUAUUGUUAUUGGAAGAUAUG
Molecule: messenger RNA, 1384 nt
Organism: Gastrolobium bilobum
Lineage: Eukaryota; Viridiplantae; Streptophyta; Magnoliopsida; Fabales; Fabaceae
Product: protein ANTAGONIST OF LIKE HETEROCHROMATIN PROTEIN 1
Exons: 2
Coding region: 52-1239 (395 amino acids)
Cellular component (GO): PRC1 complex; ESC/E(Z) complex
Molecular function (GO): chromatin binding
Source: RefSeq, a predicted model, not a curated record